AUGGAUACAAAAAUGGCUGAAAAUCUAGAACCCUUAAAGACCAGGGCCACUAUUUUGGAAGAAGUCGAAAACGAUUGGGUUCCCGGUACCGUUUACUUAGUGGAUAUUCAACAUAACCUAUCGGUUCAACAUAAUGGGAAGUCGGAUAUAGUUUUAAUCCCACAGCCAUCGGAUGACCCCAACGACCCAUUAAAAUGGUCCAAAUGGAAAAAGGAGUUUCAGUUUUUCAUUCUUUUUUAUUGGUCUUUCUUAACAGCAGUUGCAACUAACUGGAAUGGACCUGUUUGGUCUAUUUGGGUUGACAUAUUUAAGACUUCAUACACCACACUAAACGCCACUUCUGCAAUGUGUUGGUUGGGACUCGGUGUAGGUUGUUUGUUUCUACAACCAACGGCUAUGUCACUUGGUAGAAGGUUUGUUUAUUUGUUUGCAACGAUUCUACAAACAGUAGGUAACAUCAUUGGUGGAGUAAGUAAAAAUAUCGGUGAGUUGUAUGGAGUCAACAUUCUCACUGGCUUUGCGGGUGCACCAUGUGACUCAUUGGUGCAGAUAUCAACAACAGAUAUUUUUUUUCAACAUGAAAGAGCAACGAGAAUAUCAUUAUUAACGUUUGCCCUUUAUUCAGGUUCGUAUCUUGGUCCAUUUGUUGCUGGUUAUAUUGUUGACAAUGAAACGUUAGGUUGGAGAUGGUGCUAUUGGUUUUUGGUUAUCUUUUUUGGAAGUUUAUUCGGUAUCCAGUUAUUUUUCAUGGAAGAUUCCACAUUUGUUGGACAGAGAAAAAAUUACACACAAGAGGGUAAAGAGAUCUUAACAGAAGUCUUAAGCAAAGAAGAAAAUAUCAUUGACGAUAUAUCCAAUGAAAAGGACAAUGUUAUUCUAGAUAUCAGAGAAACAGAUAAGAACAGUAUGUUACCCCAGAAAAGAACAUACUUUGAGAAACUCAAACCAAUGGAAACCAGAUACAACGAUAAGAGACCAUGGUACAAAAUUUUCCUUCGUCCAACAUGUGUAUUGCUUUUACCGGCAGUUACGUGGGGUGGGUUUUCAUAUGGGGUCUCAGUGAUGUGGUUAUCUUUGAUUGCUACAACGCAGUCAGAAUUCUUCUCAGUGGAGCCGUACAAUAUGAGUCCAGCUGCCGUCGGUAACACCAACCUUGCAUCAUUAAUUGGUAGUUUUUUAGGCAUGAUUUGGGGUGGUCCAUUAUCCGAUCGGUUUGUUGCUUGGAAGGCCAGGAGAAACAAUGGUAUUCUUGAGCCUGAAUUUAGAUUAUGGUUCAUGGUUGUUCCGGCACUAGUCACAGCAGGGGGUCUUCUACUUUACGGGAUUGGCAUGAACAACGGCAUUAACUGGGUAGGACCAGCUGGCUUUGGUAUGGGGUUUUUAGGUUUUGGUAUUGGGUCUAGCGGGGCAAUCAUUCUCACGUAUGCUUUGGAUUCUUAUCCACAGUUUCAGAGUGAGAGCAUGGUGAUGAUGUUAUUUAUCAGAAACAUGAUUGGUAUGGGAUUUACAUUUGCAAUCCAGCCAUGGCUGGACACAGAUGGUACAGUUACAACGACGUGGCUAAUGUUCAUGUUGUCUGUGAUUUUCAAUUUCUCCUGUUUGAUUUUCAUCAAAUGGGGGAAAAAAUGGAGAAUCAUGACAAAGAACUACUAUUUGAAAUGCUCUGAUCCUGAUUUCUUCUUUUGA
Pichia kudriavzevii is the source of this 1686-nucleotide messenger RNA. RefSeq lists its product as uncharacterized. NCBI's taxonomy places the organism in Eukaryota, Fungi, Ascomycota, Pichiomycetes, Pichiales, Pichiaceae. Gene Ontology annotation, cellular component: fungal-type vacuole. The transcript has a single exon. The record is from RefSeq and is a predicted model, not a curated record. Gene Ontology annotation, molecular function: transmembrane transporter activity. Gene Ontology annotation, biological process: transmembrane transport. The coding region runs from base 1 to 1686 and encodes 561 amino acids.